GGGGGCGGGGAUAAAAUCCGGGUCCUGAACACCAAGUUAGGUGCACACAAGGUGGAUCUGGGCUUUAAGGUGACAUCCGAAACCGGCUUAUCAGGUCGUGGACUCAUUACACGGGGACUGGAUAUAUACACAAGGGAGCCUGGGGGAAGGAAGUGUCCAUGGGAUUGAACCCAGGAACCGCUGCUGCUGGCCCCUGAACAGCAUCCCGAGGGGCUAGGCCUGCCUUCAAACCCUCUAACUCUCCAGCUGGGAACUGCAACAGCCCUCAGGGAUCCCAGGGAACAUGGCUGAGGCACAACAGGCCUCUAGCUUGCUGUCUGCACUGAGCUCUGAUGGGGCAGAAGUAGAGCUCACUUCCCCGGUGUGGCAGGAGAUUUACCUCUCAGGCCUGCGCUCCUGGAAAAGGCAUCUCUGGCGUGUCUGGAACGACUUUCUUACUGGUGUGCUCCCUGCAAGCCCCCUCAGUUGGCUCUUCCUCUUCAGUGCAAUCCAGCUUGCUUGGUUCCUCCAGCUGGAUCCUUCCCUAGGACUGAUGGAGAAGAUUAAAGAGUUGCUUCCAGACUGGGGUGGACAGCACUAUCAGCUCCAAGGGCUUCUGGCAGCAGCGCUGUUUGCCUCGUGUCUGUGGGGAGCCCUGAUCUUCACACUUCAUGUGGCUCUGAGGUUGCUUCUGUCUCACCAUGGCUGGCUCCUGGAACCUUAUGGCACCAUGUCCUCACCCACGAAGACCUGGCUGGCACUGGUCCGAAUCUUCUCCGGGAGGCACCCAAGGCUGUUUAGCUUCCAAAGGGCCCUCCCGCGGCAACCAGUGCCCACAGCGCAGGACUCCGUGCGCAAGUACCUGGAGUCGGUUCGCCCGGUGCUUGGAGACGACGCCUUUGACCGCGCUGCUGCUCUGGCAAGCGACUUCCUGAGGCUGCAGGCGCCACGACUGCAGCGCUAUCUGCGCCUCAAGUCCUGGUGUGCUUCCAACUACGUGAGUGACUGGUGGGAGGAGUUUGUGUACCUGCGCUCCCGAGGCUCGCUGUUGGUCAGCAGCAACUAUUACAUGAUGCAGGAUUUCCUGUAUGUCACGCCCACACCGCUGCAGGCUGCCCGGGCAGGCAAUGCUGCCCAUGCCCUGCUCCUGUACCGCCACCUUCUGAACCAGCAGGAGAUUCCACCGACACUGCUGAUGGGAAUGCGGCCCUUGUGUUCUGCCCAGUUCGAGAGGAUAUUCAACACCACACGGGUGCCAGGGCUGGAAAAAGACUACCUCCGUCAUGUCCAGGACAGCCGACAUGUGGCUGUCUUCCACCGGGGCCGAUUCUUCCGUGUCGGGACCCACUUUUCCAAUGACCUGCUGUCCCCACGGGCUCUAGAGCAACAGUUCCAGCAAAUCCUAGAUGACCCAUCCCCGGCUUGUCCCCUUGAGGAACAUCUAGCAGCUCUGACUGCUGCUCCCAGGAGUAUGUGGGCCCAGGCUCGAGAGUCAGUGAAGACUCAUGCUGCCACUGCCCUGGAGGCCGUGGAAGGGGCCGCCUUCUUCGUGUCCCUUGAUCCUGAGCCCGCGGGACUGACCAGGGAGGAUCCGGCAGCUUCCCUGGACGCCUACGCUCAUGCUUUGCUGGCCGGCCGGGGAGAUGACCGGUGGUUUGACAAAUCCUUCACCCUCAUCGUCUUCUCCAAUGGGAAGCUGGGUCUCAGCGUGGAACACUCCUGGGCUGACUGCCCUGUCUCAGGACAUAUGUGGGAGUUUACCCUGGCCACAGAUUGCUUCCAGUUGGGGUACGCAGCAGAUGGCCACUGUAAGGGGCAGCCUGACCCCACUCUGCCGCAGCCCCAGCGCCUGCAGUGGGACCUCCCAGAGCAGAUCCAGCCAUCCAUCUCUCUGGCCCUGAGGGGAGCUAAGAUCUUAUCCGGCAACAUCGACUGCCACGUCUUCCCCUUUCCCCACUUCGGCAAGAACUUCAUCAGAAGUUGUCAUGUCUCUUCGGACAGUUUCAUCCAACUGGUCCUGCAGCUGGCUCACUUCCGGGACAGGGGUCAGUUCUGCCUGACUUAUGAGUCGGCCAUGACCCGGCUGUUCCUGGAAGGCAGAACAGAGACAGUGAGGUGCUGUACCAAAGAGGCCUGCCACUUUGUGAGAGCGAUGGAGGACAAGGAGAAGACAGACCAGCAGCGCCUUGCCCUGUUCCGGGUUGCCGUGGACAAGCACCGGACUCUACUGAAGGCAGCAAUGAGUGGACAGGGGACCGACCGCCACCUCUUCGCACUCUACAUCGUGUCCCGGUUCCUCCAUAUGCCGUCGCCCUUCCUGACCCAGGUCCAGUCACAGCAGUGGCCGCUGUCCACCAGCCAGAUCCCUGUGCAGCAAGCGCACCUGUUUGAUGUCCACAAUUAUCCAGAUUAUGUCUCCUCUGGAGGUGGAUUUGGGCCUGUGAGUGGGGUGUGGUGCAGCCAGGGACGGAGGAAUGGGGAUUGGUGCCCUGUCGGUGUGGACGAGGGGCUGGGCUACUUGUUUGCUUCCCUUUCCCCACUCCAGGCCAGUGACCAUGGGUAUGGCAUCGCCUAUAUCUUCACGGGAGAAAACAUGAUCACCUUCCAUAUUUCCAGCAAGAAAUCGAGCACAGAAACAGACUCCCAGCGGCUGGGGCAGCACAUCGAGGAUGCACUGUUGGAUGUAGCCACCCUGUUCCAGGCCGGGCAGCAUCUCAAGUGCCGGUUCAGGGCACUUGAGGGGAACUCGGGAUACAGACGUGGCUUUCUCUCCAGUAAGACUGUGGACCCCAAAGUCCCCACAACAUCCACCAACUUUUGAGCUCCUCAGCAGGGAGCUGGUCUCCCUUAGGAAGGAGUGUGCUGUUCCCAGGGCUAGGCUGGCACAGACGGGGGUAUGGGGAUCCCCACAGCCACCUGGUAAUAAAGAUUCGUAAGUUGGGUGC
Messenger RNA from Myodes glareolus (Bank vole), 2924 nucleotides. NCBI's taxonomy places the organism in Eukaryota, Metazoa, Chordata, Mammalia, Rodentia, Cricetidae. The record is from RefSeq and is a predicted model, not a curated record.